AUGAAGAAAGUGAUAGUUGAAAGAAAAGAAAUGGGCGAAAGUGGCAGAUUAAGCUCGGAUGUGGCUAACACGCUAAUAGUUGAUGAUCCGGAAAAAGAUGGAUAUGAACCGCCUCCUAGACAUGAAUGCCGUCGUUUUUAUGACGUUGCAAGCGUUGUAAUUUCAUUGCUCUUGUAUGCGUUGUCGGAACAUCUGGACGUUGUUGAUCCGGCAGUUUCCACUGUUGAAAGUGAAGAGCAGAAGGAGGACAAUGCCGCGCGGAAGGAAUUGAAGCAUAAAAAAACGUAA
Molecule: messenger RNA, 288 nt
Organism: Gongylonema pulchrum
Lineage: Eukaryota; Metazoa; Nematoda; Chromadorea; Rhabditida; Gongylonematidae
Source: the annotation of a GenBank genome assembly